Pyrus x bretschneideri (Chinese white pear) is the source of this 1095-nucleotide messenger RNA. Its product is annotated as chlorophyll a-b binding protein 13, chloroplastic. Bases 129 to 923 code for a protein of 264 amino acids. Gene Ontology annotation, cellular component: chloroplast envelope; plastoglobule; chloroplast thylakoid membrane. Gene Ontology annotation, biological process: response to light stimulus; photosynthesis, light harvesting in photosystem I. The record is from RefSeq and is a predicted model, not a curated record. Lineage: Eukaryota; Viridiplantae; Streptophyta; Magnoliopsida; Rosales; Rosaceae. The transcript is spliced from 3 exons.
UCUGUGCAUAAUAUUGCAUGCACAACUACCCUUUCUACACACUUCGAAGCUUCAACACAAUUCCACAGAUUACUUCAUCACAAAACAAAUCAAGUCAACUGAAUUAAGUUGCGAAAGCUUGAAAAGUCAUGGCAGCAGCUGCUAGCUCUAGCACUCUUCUAAGAACAACCCCAUUUCUUGGCCAAAGCCGAGGACCAAGCUUCAACACUCUUAGAGAUGUUGUGCCAAUGGGCACUGGCAAAUACACCAUGGGCAAUGAUUUGUGGUAUGGGCCGGACAGAGUGAAGUAUUUGGGACCCUUUUCUGCUCAGACUCCUUCGUACCUGAACGGAGAAUUCCCCGGUGAUUACGGAUGGGACACCGCAGGGUUGUCAGCUGACCCCGAGGCCUUUGCUAAGAACAGGGCUCUUGAGGUGAUCCAUGGCCGGUGGGCUAUGCUUGGAGCACUAGGCUGCAUCACCCCAGAAGUUCUCGAGAAAUGGGUGAGAGUGGACUUCAAAGAGCCAGUGUGGUUCAAAGCCGGAGCUCAAAUCUUCUCCGAAGGCGGCCUCGACUAUUUGGGUAACCCCAACUUAGUCCAUGCUCAGAGCAUCCUAGCGGUGCUUGGGUUCCAAGUCAUCCUCAUGGGUCUCGUUGAAGGAUUCCGCAUCAACGGUCUUGAUGGUGUCGGAGAGGGCAACAACCUCUACCCGGGUGGGCAAUACUUCGACCCUCUCGGCCUUGCCGAUGACCCCGUCACCUUCGCCGAGCUCAAGGUGAAGGAAAUCAAGAAUGGGAGGCUAGCCAUGUUCUCCAUGUUUGGGUUCUUUGUCCAAGCCAUUGUGACCGGGAAGGGUCCCCUAGAGAACCUCUUGGACCACCUUGACAACCCUGUAGCCAACAAUGCAUGGGUCUAUGCCACCAAGUUUGUGCCCGGAUCAUAAAUUAAUCUGCAGUUCCUCUAAUUAGUAAUUGUUAAUCUUGUUUGAGAGAAUGUAAUUGAAUGGGAAAUUGUAUGUCGAUGUUAAUACUCGCCAUUUUAAUUGAUCAGAUUUUUCAAAUUUCACUUUGUGUAUCAAUUCUAUAGCAGUAAAUCCAAUCUUCUUAGUUCCCUCA